This is a messenger RNA of Papaver somniferum (opium poppy), 2428 nucleotides long. RefSeq lists its product as uncharacterized. The record is from RefSeq and is a predicted model, not a curated record. Bases 225 to 1850 code for a protein of 541 amino acids. NCBI's taxonomy places the organism in Eukaryota, Viridiplantae, Streptophyta, Magnoliopsida, Ranunculales, Papaveraceae. The transcript is spliced from 3 exons.
CUCUUCUAUCUUUUCUCCUGUCUGAUUGAUACCCCCUCUGCAAAACAAACACAAAUCCACCACCAAAAAAACCGAAUACCAAAACCAGAAUCUCUCGAAUUACACACAAGUUAGAGCAAGAAAAAAAAAAUCAGAAGAGAAAAAAAAGAUAGAUAAAGAAAUAAAAAUUCAGAAGAAAUACAAUUUGUAAGGGGGAAAAACUAAGAAAGAUAUAUUAAAUGUAAAUGCAUCAGAAGAAAUCCGAAGUUCAGAUCGGGAAAGAAAGCAGCGGUUUCUCUUCCGAUUUUAAUCCUACUCCGCCCUUUCUUCAUCAUCUUUAUCCUCCUAAUAACAAUCAAUUAUUCAUACAAACACAUCUUGAUAUUCAUCAUCAAUCCGCCCCACCAUUACCAUCACCACCACCUCCACCACCAUCAUCACCAUUGACGACGACAACAACAACAACAACACAAGAUGAGAAUUCAAUAUCAAACCCAAAAAUCCUCCUCUCUACACCUCACAAAAGACCCAUAAUGAAUCACCACCAUCAACACUCUUCUGGCACUCUUACUCACUCACCUACUUUAUCAUCUCUACACCACCACCACCAUCAACAACAACACCAACAUCAUAAUCAACCCUUUUCUCAAUACCCAACAAUUUCAUCAACAAAUUCACCUUCUUGUCCAUCUCCAUAUGUAAUAAUCUCAUCAGCAACGAAAGCUGCAGUCUUUCGAAUACUACGUCAAAUUCGACAUAUACGUCGUCUACGUCUUCAUCUUCGUCUAAUACUUCUUCUAUCCUUGCCUUCUUUUUACUUCUUUCUAUCAAACCCUCACUCAUCUUUCUUAUUAGACUUUUUAUCAGCUCUUGCAUUCUCCUUUGCACUGCUUCUAUCAUUAAAUCUUGCUCUACCUCGUCUGCCAUCCAUCCGUCUACUUCUUUCUCGUUCAUUUCCAUUAAAAAUCUCAUCGAAUUCCAAUUCGUCAUCUGCUAGAUCACCUCCACCUGUGUUUUGGUCAAUUGGCUCUAAGCCCAAAUUGGAAAAAAGGGUUGUCAAUUCUGGAUCUGGGGUUCAGGCUUACAGCAAUGGAGAUGUAUAUGAAGGUGAAUUUCAUAAAGGGAAAUGUUCAGGGAGUGGUGUCUAUUACUAUUAUAUGAGUGGGAGAUAUGAAGGGGAUUGGGUUGAUGAGAAAUAUGAUGGCUAUGGUGUUGAAACAUGGGCGAGAGGCAGUCGAUAUCGUGGGCAGUAUAGGCAAGGGUUGAGACAUGGAUUUGGGGUUUAUAAGUUCUAUACUGGUGAUGUUUAUGCUGGUGAAUGGUCUAGUGGGCAAAGCCAUGGAUGUGGUGUUCAUACUUGUGAGGAUGGGAGUAGAUAUGUUGGGGAGUUUAAGUGGGGUGUCAAACAUGGUCUUGGCCAUUACCAUUUCAGAAAUGGAGACACAUAUGCUGGGGAGUACUUUGCAGACAAAAUGCAUGGAUUCGGGGUUUACCGUUUUGCCAAUGGGCAUCGAUAUGAAGGAGCCUGGCACGAGGGAAGGAGGCAAGGGCUUGGAAUGUACACGUUUAGGAAUGGAGAGACACAAUCUGGUCAUUGGCAAAAUGGUGUCCUUGAUAUCCCUAGCACUCAAAACAUCCAUCCCGGGUCUCCAAUUGCUGUUAACCAUUCUAAAGUGUUGAAUGCGGUUCAGGAAGCAAGAAGAGCUGCAGAGAAAGCAUAUGAUGUGGCAAGAGUGGAUGAGAGGGUGAACCGAGCAGUAGGAGCUGCGAAUAAAGCCGCAAAUGCAGCAAGAGUUGCAGCAGUGAAGGCAGUUCAAAAGCAAAUGCACGAUGGCAAAACUCAAACUGAAGGCAUCCUCUCAAUGGUGUAGUAAACGAAUUCUAUGUAGUAUAAUAUGUAUGCAACUUAUCCAUAAUGAUGCUUGGGUAGCUUGUUUUGCAACUAAGAACAAUCAAAGCUGUUAGGAAGAUGACAAAGCAAAGUUAAAACGAAAAUUUCCCGUGCUGUUGUCUUGCGAUAUCGGUAGACCGUACUGCUUUUUCAUAUUGUUAUUUCGUUCUUUUUUUUUAAUCACGAAGAUGCAACUAGGAGGAUGCCAUCUUGGAACCACAUUUUGGUUGUAGAUGAUGAGCAGCUGAUUGAGGAGCAGGCUUGGUUUCCUCUUGUUUUUGCUUUCACUGUAGUAUGUACAGGAUGAUGAGUAGAGAAAGUGAACAGUGCAGCACCACCUCCUUGGUUGAUGUAGUUAGAGAGAGGAAGAAAGGUGUCCUAAUUUUGUUUUCUUUUUUCCUUGUUUUCCAUUUUCUUGAUGAUCCUUCGGCUGUAAGUAAAUGCAGGUGCUGGUGCUAGAGGUGAAACCUCAGCCUAGCUUCUGUUCUGUUGUAUGUGACUGUUCAUGAUAAUAUUUUGCUCUUUUAUGAUUACAUAUGAUAUAUCAAGGAUCUCUGA